Suillus clintonianus is the source of this 1732-nucleotide messenger RNA. RefSeq lists its product as uncharacterized. The coding region runs from base 345 to 1493 and encodes 382 amino acids. The transcript is spliced from 6 exons. The record is from RefSeq and is a predicted model, not a curated record. NCBI's taxonomy places the organism in Eukaryota, Fungi, Basidiomycota, Agaricomycetes, Boletales, Suillaceae.
AAGAGUUGUGCUGGCCGGUGACAUUACACACCCUGCGUGCCAACGUAGAUCAUCCAUGUGACCUGGAGCUCCGAGUCUUCCUGUGGCGUCCCGACAAUUUGAAUGCGUCGGACUGGUAAUGAAGCUACUUAUCAAUGAAGCAUGUACAAUGGAAUUCUACGACAAACGUCCUUCUAUCUGCCUAUGAGACUCUCAAAGGCCACAUAAACGAGACUCAAGCCCGCCAUUUCCUUCCAGUGUCUUCCUAACUGCCACACAAUCCCAAUCCAAUCUCCACUUCAACACAUUCCCGGUUUAUUACCUUUCUGAUAUUCACACCUGGCCAGUACAGUUUGCCCCUGCCAAUGCCAGUUGUUCCGCAGAACUUAUUGUGGAGACAAUCCAUACUGUCAGCCACUAAAAAGAUCUUCUUGAUUUUGUUAAUGGUCAAUUGUCGGUCACUACCGUUUGCCUGGCACAUUCGUAUCUUCCUACCAUUCUUGCGACUUCAUCUUCAGUACUACCUCCUAGGGCUUCGCAACAUGUUCAAGCCCAAAAAGGUUAGGGCGAAGAUCCUUGACGAUUGGAGUGAGGCUUUAUGUCCAAUUGGCACAAACCCCUUCGAGUUAGUGACCGUUCAGCACGGCUGGGCGACUGUGGACGAGACCGAUUACAAUGGACACCUCAGUAACUCCAGUUACGCGAAGGCCCAUGAUGUAGCCGCCAUGAAAAUGAUUCGGGAAGGCUUCCCUGCAUUCACAAGGAGUGGUGGAUCGGUUGCUCUGGGCUCCAGCCACUUUAAUUUCAUUCGAGAAAUACCGGUCCUUGCGAGAUACGAGAUGAGACUCUCCAUCGGGGCAUGGGACAACAAAUGGAUGUUCAUUAUUGCUCGCUACGUCUCUUUCCCAAAGAAGAGACGUGGUGAUGGACGUAUGGACCAUCAUACUAAGUCUACUUUAGGUCAGCAACUGGGGGCUCCAAUGACAUCACUUUAUUUUCCUCGAAUUUUGCGCACUCAUGCAGAGAAUUUGGCCACUUUUCCGACCCUCGGCGAUGCGAGUGGGGGGGACCCCAAUAUUCAGGCAGAAAAGACAGCACAGGUAACGAAAGGCCUUGCUGCUGUACAGUCAAACACGAAUGAGCCCGACGGUGCCAUACUUCACUGUGUGGCCACCACAUACGUUUGCUUCAAGCAUGGUCGUAUCACAGUGCCUCCUGGCAUCGUUCUCUCAUGCGAAGGUUUCUCGAAACCCCCCAAUACCGCUUCUGCCGCGCCGUUCUCGCCAAUGAAUCCGCCCGCUCACUGGAAGAAGGUACAAGCACUGCGCGUCGGUCUAUCAGGCAGUGCGCCUGUGUUUGCUAGAUUCCUCAAAGGAGGCUGGCGCGAUGUACCUGAAGGUGAGAGAUGGUGGGAGGAUGCGCUGGAUGGGCCGAUAGAUGAGCAGCGAAAGACAAAUUUCGAAAUCUUUGAUUCAAUCAGGAAAGGGAUGGAACAAGCCAGAUCUCUCCGGUAACUACUGUGUAGAAGUAAUUCGUAUGAUUCAAAUGUAUGAUAGUCCAAUCCAACAUAGUCCACAGACUGCGAUUUGCGCACAAUAUUACUCUACUAUCUGUUGUACACAUAGGAGUCUACAUAUGAUCGGCUUAAGUAGCCACUUGAGUAUCUUGCGCCCUACUAGUACUUUGCCCCUGAUUUGCAUUUUGAGAAGUGCCAUCCUAUAGGCCUAUGAUGUUCCUUCUCAAGAAGUCUAUC